GUUGAUUUUUGGCGGACAUGGGACACCAUAUAUUACUCGUCCCAGGAUACUGAGUGAUCACACGGUGGGUGCCGCGAAUUGAUGAUAUUAGUAAAUUCGCUGGCUUUUGACAUUUUAUGCAUAUAGUAAAUCCGUCUUGGAGCUCAUGUUGGUUUUUGUGAUUGAAUUUGUCAGCAACUAGAGAACGCUUACUUUAUUCUGUGCUUUAUCGCGAAAGGAAGGGUUCAAUGUACAAACAACAUACAGCGCUGAAGAGAGAGCUAUUAUUGGGCAGAACAAGGUCUGAGCAAAAAAAAGCUAAGAAACUUAAGCCACAAGAUGAGAAAACUGGAAGAACCGCAGCCUCAAGACCCAUAUAUUGGAAGCAAGUUUCUGUAAAGCAUAGGGAGAAGUUUAAACAGCUUUUAAAAGUGUGGGAAAGUGAUCCUGAAUCGAUAACAAUGGUAAAUGAUAAUGUCGUAUGUUUCGCAGAAGAGUUCGCAAUAGGCUGGGGCAGCAGAAGCACAGAAGUGUAUAUUUGCUUGGGAACUGACGGAAUAGAACGAGCGAUAAAACGUUUGCCAAAACAUCUGUGUAAGAAAUUCUUGAAGAAUGAACGAGAUAUCUUGAAUUCUCCGAAUGCAGUCAAGUCGCCACGAAUUGUAAAUUAUUGUUCCUACGAUGAUACUUCCAACCCUGAUUUUGGUUAUUUGAUUGUAAGCUUAUGUGAACAGAAUCUGGAAGAAUUUAUUAAGGAGGAAGUCGAAAGAAUAACAGAAUCCUGUGCUAGAGAGAUGAUACGUCAAGUGUUGGAAGGGCUGAAAGCAUUACAUGCUAAAGAGCCUAGAAUUUUGCACAGAGACCUGAAGCCAACUAAUAUACUUGUUGAUGUGAAGGGUAAUUUACUGCUGUCUGAUUUUGGUAUUGCAUACAAAUUCCCAAAACAAGGUAUUUUCACAAGAUUUAUAUUAUUUAACAGAUCUUUCGAGGUAUACAAUAUGUAGUCUAGUUUCUUGACAGUAUCAGGACAGUUCAAUUUCAUCGCAAAAUGUUUCUUUGCAGACAAAAAUAAUAUUGAUUGCGAUACCGAGUUCGAUUUUAUCAUAGACGGAUUUUGUGGGGGGGUGCAGGGGGGUGCUACCCCCCCCCAAUAUUAGCUAUAACCCCCCCAAACAAAAUGUCCACCCCUCCAAAAAAAAUUUCAACCCCCCAAUAUAUUCGGCAUUAUAAAAAAUAAUUAAAUAGUCCACUCCAACGUGCAGAGUGUUGAUGAUACAAAAUAAACGUAGGAGUACACUCAAAUAGAAAAAGACAGUGCAAUACUCUGAAACUAAUUGCUCCUCACUUGCAUUCACUGGUUUAUUGGACCAAUUGUAAAGUUUUGAAACUCUAUUAUCUCCCCUGAAUAGAGUUUGCAGUGCCUUGUCAUGCAAAUAGCUUGCUUGCAAGGAACGUUUGGAAAUUUACGAACAUUAUUUUUAGUUUUUAAUUCUUUUAGGAAAUAGUCUUGCCUAGAUUUAAUCUUUACGUCCCAGAUAUUACUUACAUCGGAGUUGCAUCAUAAAUUGUACUCGGAUUCAAACGACACAAUGUCAAUGAUUUUAUAAAAGUAAAAGUACAUUGUGUAUUGGCCUAUUGGGUUUACACUUUUACAGGUUCAUUUAACUUUAACUCUCUCAAGUCUCGACAGACAAUUGGACAGGCCAAAUCCAUUGAUAUGACAACUUCAGGCUUUCUUGCCAUCCUACUUUUCCUACUUUUUCCUACUUUUCUUCAACUUUCGAUUCCUACUUUUCCUAUUUUUUAUUAAAAAUUGCUUGAUUUUCGUACUUUUUCCUACUUUUUCUCAUAAAAUCCUACUUUUUUAAGACAGCUUGGGGAAUCAGUAUGUUAUAGCUCUCGUAAUUAGAUCUAUAGGACUCGUAAUUUUUAUUCGCUAUUUGUGUCUCACAUGAUAAGAUCUCAGGAAGAAAAGAAGUACAUUUUCCUGGUAUAAAAUUUCAUAGCAUCUCUAGAAUCACAAUCAAUAAAUUAAUGAAGACUCUGAAAGUGCCAUUUCCGACAAUCUAGAGAUUCGAAAUAUUCAACUCCCCCCUCAGUUAAUCAAGCAUCAUAUAUACAGGGCCGUAGCAAUUUGCUAAUAAUCAUUUUUUUUUCAAAAUCAUGCAGACCUUUAUUAUUUAAUCCAUGACGAACUGUGAAGAAUGAAGAUAUUACCCAUAUACUUUCCUGCAACUUAUCCAAUAUAUAGUUAAUUAAAUACGCCUUCGCCCAUUUAGUACUACUAAAUUGUAAAUUUCGACAUACUAAAAUUCUGUUUUCUGACCAUUAGAAUUCUGUCAAAUCUUUCCCAAAGUCCAGGAAAUGGCAUUUCAGAGACUCUAAAUUUAAAAAUUUUCUCGGGCCUUUGGCCCUUGCUUUCAGCCAUAUAUAUGCUUUCAGGCCCCCCAACAAUCGAAAAGAGCUUCCUACGGCCCUGAUAUAUGCUUCUACCGCAGUGUGGAUUGGUGCAUUGUGUAACCCAAUACAUGCAUUUGAAUUGUGUUGCUGCAGAGCAAAUGCCUUAGCUUUUAUACCGAUGCAAUUUAAACGUUUUGAGAAAAAAUCCUGCAUAGAUGAAUGAGUACAUAAAAAUAUUGAGCACCAAAAAUUCACACAACUUCCCCCAUCAGAUAUCUAAUGGUCUACCCCUUACCACAUAUAUCCUAGGGGGCCAAUUUUGUAUAUUUUUGUGUUAUUUGCAUCUCCAAAACUCCUACUUUUGUCCUACUUUUCUACACAUUUUCCUACUUUAUUCCUACUUUUCCUAAAAUUCUAGUCCUACUUUUGUCCUACUUUUCUACACAAGGAUGCCAGAAAGCCUGCAACUUAAAAAAACGUUUUUUCGAAGCUAGAAAUCAUGAUUUUUUUUCAGGGAUACUUUGUUUUCUGCUCUCUAGACUCCCACUCGCAGCUCUAGUGCUCCACCCCUAGAAUAUAGACCUUACUGGGGUUUGGUGACACUUUGUGUUGCUUCAGUCACCUGCUCGUGGCUCACCCCCCUAAAAUUUCUGGCACCACCCCCUAAAAUUUCUGGCACCACCCAAGUAAAAAAUAUGAAAAUCCGUCUAUGGAUUUUAUACUGACGUGUAUCGUUCGAUCCUUGCACCCUUUUUUAAACGAUUUGCUUAACUUCACUUCUUGAUUGAAUAAGAAACUCAUAAACCAGUAAACUGGCCCUCCUUUCUUCGCGCCGCCCGUAACCCAGGAGGGCCUGCUCGCAGGCUAUGUACAAAAUGGCUUUAAAUUCACAGCAUAAUAAUAUUUUUUGCUGUUUAAUGGUUUUAAGGUUACAGGACACCCUUUUUGGCGUUUUGCGGAAAAUCGCGCUACUGCGCGCCCAAAAUCAUUCCGAUUUUCACCAAAUGUUCUCCAGUGCAUGCUAAAUAUGGUAAAGUUGUAAAAUUGACAAACAAUAAAAUAAUGUAAGAAUUAUUCAGGAAAAUCUUAAAUCGCGGUACUGUUACGCUUUUGAGUUAUGUUCCUGCUGGUUUUGAGAUAUAUUUAUGAAAAUAGCAUUUUUAUACAGUAAAAUAGUUGUUCUAAAAAAUUGUGUUCGGAAAUUUUUGUUUAUUUCGUCAUUCCGCUGAUAUGGCGAUUUCUUUCACGACUGCAAUAUAUUUCUGAAUUGUUCGAGUGAAUUGCUCUUUAUUUUUAAAAUAUCCAAAAUUAAAAAAAAGCCGAACACAAUUUUGAAACUGACGUAUUUAGCUAUGUCCUGUGAAAAUUUGAGAACAAUUGGUUAAAACCCGCAGGAGCACAACUCGUUUGAAAAUCCGUAAUUACCGUAAAUAACUCUGCGAGUUUUCAACAUUUUUCGUUCAAACUUGGUCAGAUAGUAGAACUAGUCUAAUGCUUUCACUGAAACCAAUAAAAACAUUUUAGGCAAAAUUAACACUCAAAGGUGUUCUGUAACCUUAACAUAAUAUAUUUGUUGUUUAAAUAUAUAUAUUUUAAGUUAAACAUGUUGACAUGAGAAAUCGGUCUUGUACCAGCCUGGAUUGAAACGCUCUCAUUUAUUGUUCACACGAGUCACAAACGUAUACCAUAAAGUUUUUUUCAAUUUCUGUCAACUAAAGCAAAUUAUUUGAAACUUUGAUAACUUGGUUCUUUUAGUUGGACACUACUUCCAAAAAAUUUAGAAAAAUAUUAGCAUUCGUUUUCAAGAAAAAUCACCCUCAAGUAUGGUCACGCAAGUCACGUUUAACACCUGACGUGCAAAAAAUUAUGUUUUUACCAAAAUUAUUAUGAAACUAUUAUUUUAGGAAACCCUUCAUUCCAGUUGAUUUAACACUUGAAAAUAUUUUCCUGUGCAGUAAUUGCCUAUUUUUGAUUGAAGAUCGAAGAUCUUCUACCAGCCAGAUAACCAAGCCUGCAAAAAUAAUGGGUUUCUAAAUUAAACUAAUCCAGUUGUCCAAAACUAGAUGCAAAUGGUGUCAAUAAACAGCAAUAAAAAGACUUCUGGAAAUCCUAUGAUUUCCGUCUAGUUGAAAUGUAAUAGUAACAUGGCUUUUGUUCUACAAAGCUAGAGCUUUUUAAUAAGUUACCAGGAAAUUGAAUAAAAAUCCUAUAAGGUGAAACAUUUUUACUUGUGGCUGUCACACGAGUCACAAAAGUAUAUUCGAGGCCUCAAAUAAAAUUAUUAAAAUUCAAAAAUGUCAAUUUCAACACCUUCCCAGAGAGUUCCUAGUCCAAAGCAAGUUUGCCUAUUGCAAAAUCAGAAGUGGCCGAAAACGUCAUUUUUCUGAUCUUUAAAGUUAAGUUCCCUGUAAUUAAAUUCGUUUCAACACAAUAAAGCCAGUUUUCCACUUCAGCCGCAUUGUACCGAAACGUAGCGUAUUUCUUUGUUUCCAUUUCUUUGUUUCCUAACGACACAAAAGCACUGUGACCAACUGAGCUGCAAAGGCCAGUUGCCGAGCUCUAACCACAAGUUCAUGUUUGUAUACUAGGGUUCUGCCAUGUGUAGGUUAUGGGUAAAUGUCGAGAUUUUGUUGGCAUCUCACAUGGAAAUUAUUGAGUGGAAAUUUAUAUAUUUAACAAUUAUUCGCCGAAGGCGAGAUGAUUAUCGGGGAAUAUUCCCCGAUAAUCACCGAGCCUGAGGCGAAUAGUUGUUUUAGUAUUUUUGCACAAGUUUUUUGUGUUUUUCUUGUCUGAAUUCAUUUUAAUUUUGCUUAUUUCUUUAUCACUAACUUCAACAAAACGGCUAGCCGCCAUUUUGAAAAUUUCGAUUUGUAAUAUUCACCUGUAGGUGAAUAUAACAGAUUAGUACGUCAAAUUUGACCGAUCACAUUGUAGGAUGCGUUAUGUUCACUUGUGCAAGAAUACUAAGUAUAUUUAUUAGACUUAGUUGCUUAACUAAUAUGGACUGUGGGGGGAGCAAUCGCAAACCCCCCCCCCCUCCCCCCAGUGUCCAUCAUAUUCAGUGGCGCCGUGGGACCCAUGUUUUUGGGGGGGCCAAGGGCAGUACUUUCCCGACAAACCGGAAAAUAGUUUCCGACAGAAACGGAGCGAAAAUUUUUUUUAGCUGAAAUUUCUUGGGCGACCACCCCCCCCCGUCGCCAAAAAAAUUUCGGCUAUUUUAGGGGUCAAAAAAAUUUUUCGGACAUACCAAAAUUUUUCCGGACAUCGCCAAUUUUCUCCAUUUAUCCAAAAUUUUCCAAAUAUACCAACGACGGAAAAUUUGACAAUUUCCGACAACGUUGACAAUUUUCCGACGGGUCUCUACAAUAGGGGGGGGGCAGGCCCCCCCCCCCGGCCGUGGCGCCUCUGAUCAUAUUGCAUAAAGAGACAUAGGUCUUGUAGUUUGGUAUGGUUAAUUCAUUAAUGGGCGAAACUCUCCCUUUGACAAGUAAAGUACUUAUCUGAGACAGUCAAACAUAGUGAAAUAUUGUUAAAUGCGUCAACUUUACUUCUUGACAGGUGCAACAACAUACCUGACGAGUGACGAAGGUGAAACACACGGCUGGGUCCCGCAAGAAUGUAUUGACUGGGUUGGAUUGUAUUCUGAUAAGAUACGGAAACCUUCAGAUGCACCAAUACAUUUCAGGUGGAAAGAGAAAUCAGAUAUCCAAGUGGCAGGCAUGGUGGCAUUUUACAUCGUGACCAAAGGAAAGCAUCCGUUUGGUCCGAGAAUAGACCAACUGAAGAAUUUGCAUGAUGACAAUCCAGUGGGUUUAAGCAAGCUCAGUGAUCAUGUGGUCGAAGACCUGCUUUCUCAGAUGUUGGGUCGGGAUCUAGAUGAACGACCAUAUGUGGAGCAAGCCUUGAAGCAUCCUUUCUUUCUCUCUUUCGAAGAACAGAUGAAAUUUGUACAAGCUGUGGUUAACGAACCUAAAUUCAUCAAUUAUGCAUCUGAACAUCGAAUUUCUUUGUUACCAACCGAUUGGAAAAGAGUCUUUGGCCAUGAGGACCUCAACACAUUGUGUAGAGGAGGUCACCGCUCCCCGUCAGAGUAUAAUGGUAGCCGAUAUACUGAUUGUCUUCGAUUGAUAGGAAACACAUGUCAGCAUCCGGAUGGCAAACUGCGUCAAUUGAAAAAGAAGACACCGGCUACUUCUUCUCUUGAACACUAUUUCCUUCAACUAUUUCCAACACUCCCGCUUGUUCUUCAUCAAAUAAUAAGAGAGGAUCCCAAAUGGAAAACACUUCCUGCAUUGAAGGAAUUUUUUCCUGUGAUAGACCGUCGCAAGCGUCCGAUACAAACUAAAGCAUACACGAUGUAUCAGGUUAGUAUAUUUCAUGAUUGUUUUCAUUAUUCCUUUAUUAUUCCCAGUCUUAAAACAUGAAUUGGAUAGGAAGGAAAAAACUAAAAUUCAUAUUUGAAUGAAACUGUUUCUAGCUGAAAUUUUGGGAAAUUUACAGAAAAAUUAAACUUUGAAACUGUAAUUGAUUCACCAUACAAUAUACAAUACAAUUACAAAGAAAGAACAAAAGAAAAUAGCAGAUGGUGAGGAUACCUCAUGAAACCACUGGGCUUAUCUAGUGAGGUCCACUCAAGCCUCCAACAUUCUAGUAUAAAUGCCACCACGUCAUGUAGGCACCUCGCAAAGAUCAAGACAUUCGUCCCCCUGUUGGUCCAAGCCAAUCUGGUUAUUUUGAAUGUUUUCACGUGGGUGAUGGCCACAAGCCUUACAUAGAGCAGAUGCUAUAGGUCCUUAUUCUGUGGGAGAGGCUAGGAACAUGGCAGCAGGUUGGCUGAUAUCAAAAGGGCCGACAAGGAGUCAGACUGAAUUAAGUACACAAUUAAAUUAUACUAGAAUACGUUAUAUUGGUGUAAUUUUAAGUUUGCAUCAUCAACCUGCAAAGUUCCUGGCAACCUGCAAAAUUCCCACCUGCAAAAUUUCCAACCUGCAAAAUUCCAACCUGUAACCUGCAACCUGCGUUUUGUACCUGCCGCUAAUUUUCGAUUAGUGUGAGCAGCGACGCGAAUCAGCACACAAUAUUAACUUGUUUUUAUUACAUAAAAUCCCUUUAACAUUUCACGCUGAUAACAACUAACUAUAUAGUACUAUUAUUGCCCGCUGCCGAUCGGAUGGAUUCGGUGACAAGGUUAUGAUGGGUCAUCAUCUUAGCCCUGCUCAUAACAAAGCGAGGAGUCAUCGAGACCUGCCAACUAAUGGUACCUCCUCCAGAUAUAUUUUCCAACGACGAUAGGGGUUGAAGUAAGUUACCAUUGGUACCUCUUCCAAAAUAGGAACCUCCAACCCCUCGCAUGUUCGAAUUUGCGCUAGCGAGAACGUCAACCUGUCACAGCCGAACCCAUGAAGGGUGGCGUUUCUCCCUAGACCGAAGAGGCGUUACGCUUGAAAGAACGGCGAAUAAUAGGACAUCGUAAUCACGUCAAUAGAGAGUUUACGACGCGGCCGGCUCAACUACGCGGUCUGAAUUUCAGCUCAGCUCAAGAAUGAGCGCUAAGCAAUUUGAUUACUGCAGUACGCCCUGAUUAAUAAGUAUUUGACGCUUUUUCAAAUAACCUUACAAACUGCUAAAUUCGGCUAAAGCGAUGUAAUGUUUGCAGUAAUUUCGACUUUAAGUAACACCUCUUGGGUCGCAUUUAUCACUUAUUUACUAAGACCGAGGGAAACUGUGUUUGUGGACCUGAGACUGCCGUUGUUGCCCGAGGCGAAGCCGAGGGCAACAACGGCGGUCUAGGGGCCACAAAACACACUGCUUUCCCGAGGUCUCAGUAAAUAAGUGUUUUGUUAUAUAGUAUAGAAGUGUCAAAGUAUGAAUAAUUCACCGGUUAUUGGAGUGAACUUAAUUUGAAACCAAAACUGGAUGAAUGGAACGCCGUAAAUGUUUAGUAAAAAGUUUAAAAAUGAACUUUGGAACUUCAUGGUUGACACCCAUGUGUAUUGCACCCAUUUUAUUAUUGACCGGUCAAUAAAUGUUUCAUUGCGGACCGGUUGCCGAACAUGACGUUUUGUGGACCGGUACGUGACACGGUUUUGACCAAUCGGCAAACAGAAAAAUUGAACUUUGACAAUAACUAUGUAGCAAUAAGCUUUCACGUUGCUUGAAAGACGUAAUAAUGCUUAGUUUAACGUUGUGUUAGUUAACAUGCGCAACUCAACGAAAACGAACGAAUAUUCAGUUAUGUUAAUAAGGAUAGCUUAUUUUAUGUCAAGAUUACAAUUAAACAUGCAUAUAUCAAAACAUAGUUAUUGUUUAGCAAAUGGCUAUAAAUUGAAUGAAAACUAUACCGAAGUUUUAUUUAGUCUUUGCCUUUGGGAUGUGUUAUUUGGUUUUAGGCAUACACAUAUUUUUUGACAUUCUCUGCAUGAAAAGUGAAUAGCGAUGCAAAUUGCACUUAAUCUUUUAUUCUCUGUUUAUUUGUGUGUACUGAGUGGGAAUAUUGAAUAAUUGUUAGAGGAAGAAAGGUAUCUCAGCUUAAAUAACGAAAUAUAAACCAUGCAUUAAUUGAUAACCGCUGAUCUGUUACUUCAGCGUUUCUAUAAAUUAUUAUUCCUAGCAAAAACUGGAGCCCAAGCGAACAUCCAACUCCACGUAUAUAUUGAGGGACUUUUGUUUCCUACUGAACUUUGUGAGUUGUGAGUUUAAUGGUCCGGACUUUUUUAACGAAUUACAUGUGAACAUUUGUUUUGUAGUUUAACAUGCAUGGGCAAGUGUCGAGUCCUUUCUAAAAUAUUGAAUAUUUCAUAAUAGAUUUCGAAAAACUUAUAAUUGUAUUGUCCUUGCGAGUUUAAGUCCGUCCGCUGUGUAACACCAGUCGCAAAUUCAUGACGUGCUGUCAGCUGUCUCAACCAAUGAGAAUUAGCUCGUUUGUUACGUUGAACGGUAUGUGAUUAUAAUAUUCGUUCAAUACUCAGAAGAUAGUUCAUGAUGUGCUGUCUCUACCAAUGAGCAGGACAGUUUCUAUGCACUUCGACGAAUAGAUUGUUCGUUUAAUGAGGCUAUACGUUCGUUUUCGUUCAGUUGUGCAUGUUAACUGUUGAGAGUGAUAACGCCGUUGAGAAUACCCCUGGGACCACGAAUUAUUCGCAGUUUUUGUCUUGCAUUAAAAUUUCUUUGUUUUGAAAGCGCGUCGUCGAGCCGGCUGCGUCGUAGUUAGUAAACUCUCUACAAGGUGUCCCAAAAAACCCCGAAAACUAUUGAAAUCAGCAAUAACAAUUUAAUUGUUAGAAUUUGAAUGCCUUAGCGCUCUGUUGGUUCCCACGAGUGCAUAAAUGAUUGACAUAAGUAAAUUUUAUGCAUAAAGAAACUGUUUAAGAAGCUGUUUUUAAUUCCCAGGAGCAGAAAAUUGCGCACUUUACCAGGAGAUAUUCCUAACUAAAUUCUAAUAGAUGCACCUUGUCCAUAUUUUACGUAUCAUUACGUCCAGCUGUUUGGUAGGGCAUUCAAAUUUAACAAUAAGUGAUUUCAAUAGUUUUCGGUUUUUUUGGGACACCCUGUACAGGGUGUCUCAAAAAACCCCAAAAUCAUUGAAAUUGACGUAUUGUUCGAUAUUCAAUCCCCUAGCACUAAGUUAAUCCCACGAGUGCAUAAAAGAUUGACAUAACUGCUAUAAUGAAUGGUAAUACUCAGCGUAAACUUGUUAUGUCAGGCAUAAAGUACUAAACCCACGAAUGCAUAUUACGCAUAUUACAAUUUACGAAGCAUUUUUAAAUUCUCAUGAGCAAACAAACGUUCACUUUACAAAGAUAUUUUAAUUUUUUAAAACAAAUUAAUCACCCUGUCAAAAUCCUUUGUGUUACGGCAUUGAAAUUCGAACAAUACGUUAUUUCAAUGAUUUUGGGUUUUUUUGAGACACCCUGUAGUGUGACCUACAGUGGGCGACGUGUCUCCCAAAGGAGAGGCGUCACUCCCGACAGAGUGGCGAAUAAAAUGACAUCGGCAGGACGAAGUGUGACCUACGGAAGGUGGCGUUUCUCUCAAAGGAAAGGCGUUACUGUCCAAAGAGUGGCGAAAAUAUAACAGCAUAGUCAGCUAGCGUACCCCAUGGAGGGUGGCGUUUCUCUCAAAGGAGAGGCGUUAGUGCGUUACACUCGAAAGAGUAUAUCGCUGUUUCAAAUACUUUUAAGGUGGUUAUUGGAUAAUAAAGCAUCAUCUUGAACCUUAUUGUUGUAUAAUUAUCACAUGUUGUGUCAAUUAAGCGUUCCACAAAUAUUAAAUGUUCUUCUUUGUAUUUUUAGAACAAUGUAUGUAAAAGCAUUUGUUUAUUUUUUCAUAGAUUCGUGAAUUCCACAACGUUUAAGCGCUCGUUCCAGGGAAAAGCAAUGCGCCAUCAUAGAUGGAAAUGUAUACAAAAGGACAAUUCAUAAUUGUCAAUGUCCAGUGAUAUGCAACUAGUGAGAGUUGCUACAUGCAAUGCACAAAAUAUUAACCUAAAAUGGUAAAACGUUUUAGCUUAGUAAUAAUAUUUUAGUUUGCACAAUGCAUAAUCUUGUAAAUAUAUAUAUUAAUCAUAACUUAGUGACUGACAGAUUUGAGAAUACAAUUUCCAUUUAAAUACAGCAGUCUCAAUUAUCUAAUAUCAUGAUAGAUAAGAUAGAUAAUCCGUUGAAUGAAACCAUCUAGCAGCCAUAGCGCUGAAUUACAUGAUUUAUAUACAAAGCAUUUUUACAACUAUUUACAAAAUUAUUAAACAUUUUAUAAAAUUAUCUCUAAGCUAUUAGUACGUAUGGCAUUGAAAUACCAACUGUUACAAACUUACAAAUUUAUUAAUCUUGAUAUUAUGAAUGUAUCUCUAAAUCUAUUGGUUCGGUAUUUUUGGAUAUUAAAAGGUUUAUUAUUCCUAAGUUUAUUCCUAUUAUUACGAAGUUUGUGUUCUUCAUCGUUUAAAAUUGAGGCGAAGAGUUUAUUACAUAGAUCACCCCUUCGUACGUAUAAAGUCUUUAGACCUAACAAGUUUAGAGCGUCCUCAUAGGAUAGUUCAGGGUAAAUAAUACGUAGCGCUCUCUUUUGAAUCCUUUCGAUUACAUCCGACAGAUAUUGUGGCAAACGAUAAUGGAAGACCUUACAUGCAUAUUCAAGUAUCGACCUUACUGAAGCGACAUAAAAACACUUCAAAUCACUAGCGUCAAG
Messenger RNA from Paramuricea clavata, 11562 nucleotides. Lineage: Eukaryota; Metazoa; Cnidaria; Anthozoa; Malacalcyonacea; Plexauridae. The record is from the annotation of a GenBank genome assembly.